AUGAUGAACUUAGGAAAUCGAGUGAGCCCUCCCGGCUUUGCCACGGGGCAAAGUUCGCAAAUGUAUUUGCCCACGGGCAUGAACUCAGGGUCACUUCAGGCUAUCAGGAAACAGUUUGACGAUAGCCAGCACGAGAUGGUUAAUAUGUUAUCUCGACAAAUGGGAGAGAUCUUUAAUCUCUUGAUCCAGAACACGAAUGCAAAUAACCAAGAGUUAGCCCAUCAGAUGGGGCGUCUGGCAACAGUGUUAGGAGCACAAAACGAGAUAGCACCUCUGCUGAGGAUUGAACCAAUUCCACCGGUCGCAAUCCCAGCUCGCGGGCCCGUACAACCCUACCAACACGUAGGACAAAACCCAUUAUUCGAAGAAAAUGAAGGGGGACAACCAAGGCCGCAGAACGUAUACAUGGUAAAUAGGAAUGAGCAUGCCGAUGGAGUGUUGGAAAGAAUUCAACACCAAAAUGCUGGGGGGCAACAAAACGUUGCUGCUGUUGUCGAACAAUUGCUAAAUCAGCAUGGUUUUAAUGUGGAUUUUGCGAAUAGACCCCAUUUUGUUUCAGCCUUCACUGAAGAAGUUCUCGAAGCGGAACUCCCUCGAGGCUGGAAAGUCCUAAAGUUCACUAAGCUCUCUGGGGACUCAUGGGAGUCUACUGUGGAACACGUGGCGAGAUACCAGAUUGAGGCUGGAGACCUGGCCAUUAACGAAAAUUUGAAAAUGAAGUAUUUUCCAAGUUCUUUGACUAAGAACGUGUUUACAUGGUUCACAACCCUUGCUCCUAGGUCAGUCCACACUUGGACACAAUUGGAAAGGAUUUUCCAGGAGUAG
Molecule: messenger RNA, 825 nt
Organism: Lotus japonicus
Lineage: Eukaryota; Viridiplantae; Streptophyta; Magnoliopsida; Fabales; Fabaceae
Exons: 1
Coding region: 1-825 (274 amino acids)
Source: RefSeq, a predicted model, not a curated record